CAUGGGUCAGAGUUGAGCGUGGUGUUCAUGUAAGUUAUCAUGGUGGAUGCAUGAGGAGUUUAACCAUCAUUUUAUCUUAUAAAGGUUACGAUCACGAUGUUACCUGCACUCAGACUGAUCUUGUCUAACGGGUGUUAUACUGCAGGGAGGAGCUUUCCAAAAAUUAAACAAAUCCCUUUGACACAAUGGAUGCUGAGGAGAGGACAGACCACAGUGGUCACCAAAGGUGGAACUGCAAACAUCAGUAAAACAACUGUAUCAAUCCCUAAUGCAAGAACAGAUCGAGUGGUCGGCCGCUGGUUAGUGGGAUGCAGUGGUUUGGUUCUGGGCGCUGUCAUUCUGGGAGGUGUGACUAGGUUAACAGAGUCUGGACUUUCUAUGGUUGAUUGGCAUUUAGUAAAGGAGAUGAAGCCACCUCGCACUCAAGCAGAAUGGGAAGAUGAGUUCUCCAAAUAUAAACAGUUCCCAGAGUUUAAAAUCAUGAAUCAUGACAUGACGCUGACAGAGUUUAAGUUUAUCUUCUACAUGGAGUGGGGUCAUCGUAUGUGGGGUCGACUGGUGGGAUUAGCAUACAUUCUUCCUACUGUAUAUUUCUGGAGAAGAGGAUACUUCAACCGCUCGAUGAAAACUCGUGUUUUGGGCCUUUGUGGCUUCGUCGUGUUUCAGGGUCUUCUCGGCUGGUAUAUGGUGAAGAGUGGACUGGAGGAAAAGCCAGAAUCAUACGACGUCCCUCGUGUUAGUCAGUACAGACUGUCAGCUCAUCUGGGUUCAGCUCUUCUGCUGUAUUGUGCCAGUCUCUGGACAGGACUUACGCUCCUGCUGCCUCCUAACAAGCUUCCAGAGAGCCGGAGUUUGCUUCAGCUCAGGAGGUUUGCUAAAGGUACCGGAGCUCUGGUCUUCCUCACAGCUCUCUCAGGUGCGUUUGUGGCUGGACUGGAUGCAGGUUUAGUGUAUAACUCCUUCCCAAAAAUGGGCGAGCGCUGGAUCCCUGACGAUCUGUUGGCUUUCUCCCCAACCAUCAAAAAUGUGUUUGAAAAUCCCACAACAGUCCAGUUUGAUCACCGUUGUCUGGGCAUCUCAUCAUUGGCAGCCAUCACAGGACUUUACCUCUUCUCCAGACGGAUGUAUUUACCCAGGAGGACAAAGAUUGCCAUCGGAUGUCUCACUGCCAUGGCCUACACACAGGUGGUCCUUGGCAUCACUACACUGUUGUGUUAUGUUCCCACAUCGCUGGCGGCCACACAUCAGUCUGGAUCCGUGGCGCUCCUCACUUUGGCCAUCUUUGUUUUGGCUGAGCUGCGUAAAGUGGUCAAGUAGUUAAAAUGAGGUUAUUGGAAUGUGUAUAUUUCAUUAAAUUAUUCUUUAAGUGCAUCAUUUGAUCAUGACAUCACGUUGUUGUAUGUAUGGGUGUAUAUGACAGACCCAGCCCACUGUCAUUGUGAAAAACAUGUUUUAUUUGUGCAAAUUUUGUAACUAUAUGAAAAUAAUCAUUUGCUUAACAUUCAUCCUGAAUUCACUGAUCAGAAUAAAUCACACAUGAAGUUUUAAUGCUGCAUUUCAUUUAAUCAAGUUCUAACAGAUGAGUCACAUGAGCACUUUUCCUAAAUGUCCAUGUGCUGAAAAAAGAAAAUUGAUAACUUGAUAUAACGUCAUCUAUCUGGAAUUAAGAAGGCUGGUCAAAAACACAAUUAUGACCAUUAUUCAUACCACACUCACUUGUCAAUCAUAAAAUUGUGGCUCAUCCAGUAAUGAACUAUGAUUUGGGUAAGUAUUUUAACAUAAGGCGCUGCUAUUAGUUUAGUAAUCAACAUUCAAAAGGAAAAUAUGUUGGCAAAUAUUAAUUAAGGAUUUAGCUGUCUUUCAUAGUAGAAUUGUAAAGUCCUUUUAAAGGCACCAGAAAUAAAUGAUAAAUCCUGAGAAGACAAAAAGUGCUGAGAUAUUAAACAUAUUCCUGCAGUUGUUAAUGAAAUACUGUAAUAUCUGUAAUAAAAUGUUUCAUAAAGUAAAGAGGUUUGUUCAAAUCA
Molecule: messenger RNA, 2024 nt
Organism: Paramisgurnus dabryanus
Lineage: Eukaryota; Metazoa; Chordata; Actinopteri; Cypriniformes; Cobitidae
Gene: cox15
Product: cytochrome c oxidase assembly homolog 15 (yeast)
Biological process (GO): heme A biosynthetic process
Cellular component (GO): mitochondrial inner membrane
Molecular function (GO): oxidoreductase activity, acting on NAD(P)H, heme protein as acceptor
Source: RefSeq, a predicted model, not a curated record